UUUAAUAAGUUAUUAGGUUUUUUAUUUUGAAAAUUAUUAUUUUUCUUACUGCUAAAAAUUAUGAGUAAUCAACGACCCAUUGGUGUUGGAAAUCUAACUGAGUUAACGCAGGACAUUUUUGAUGAAUCCACCACAGACAAUAAUGUUGGCUUUAAAUCAUUAGGAUUAACAAAUUUACCAGUAACAUUUGAAGAAGCUCAGCAUGAAUCAGGAACUGGAAUCUAUCAGAUUUUAUUAUUAAUAGUAUGUGGCAUAGUGAAUAUGUCAUGUAGUAUAUCUACGACAGCUAUAUCAUUAAUUACACCUGCAGCCGAAGUAGAUUUAAAUUUAAAUUCGACAACUAAAGGAGUGUUAAAUGGAGCACCAUUUUUGGGAAUGGUGUUUGGUGCAUAUUUUUGGGGAGUUUGUGGUGAUAUGAAAGGAAGGCGGUUUGUUAUUUUGGCUUCAAUGGGAAUGGAUGCGUUGUGCUCUGUUCUUUCUUCUUUGACACAGGAUGCUUUAUAUUUUUUAAUAAUUAGAAUAGGAAAUGGAUUCGCUAUAAUUGGUGCUACUUGUAUGAUUUAUGUGUAUUUUGGAGAAUUUUUAUCACCCAACAAAAGAGAUAUUUAUUUACUUUCCCUCGAAAUAUUUUGGGUUUUAGGAAUAAUCGCAGGACAAGGUAUAGCUAUGGUAAUAAUUCCCAGUGAUCUAGUUUUGCUGUCAAAUACUUAUAUUGUAUUCAAUGCGUGGAGAGCUUUUAUAUUUUUAUCAUCUAUACCAAGUUUCAUUGGAUUCAUAUUGAUUUACUUAUACCCAGAAUCUCCACGAUAUCUUAUGUAUAGAGGUCGUAUGAUCGAAUCAAGAGAUAUUCUUGAAAAGAUUUAUAUCGUAAACAACAAAAAUACAGUUGCAUCAUACCCGGUGACAAGUUUCACUCAAACCUAUUCAGCAAUUGGAUUUAACAGAGCUUAUAUUGAAGGAAUUCCAUUUAUGACAAAUCUCAAGAUAAGAUUAAUUACUUUAAAAAAUGGUCAUAAGACUUUAUUCACCUCUUACGGUCGAAAAAUUAUUGUCACGAGUGUUAUUGAGUUUUGUUUAAUGGCAUCAUAUAUUGCCGUUCUUUUAUGGUUACCAGAACUGUUUUCUAGAUACUACGAAUUUAAAAAAAAACGGUUAGAAGAUGUAUAUAUAUGCACAGCUUCAGAAUGGGUAUUGAAAUACCAGAGUAAUGAUACAGUUAGAGAGGUUUCAGCCGACGCUUAUUUUGCAGCUAUGCUUGUGUCUUUGUCUACAGUACCCCCCAUCAUAAUCACCGGAAUCUUAAUUAAAUAUGUUAACAAAAAAAUUUUGUUAUGUAUGAGUUGUGGAAUUCCAAUUAUAUCAGUGGCAUUAAUAACAAUAACCAAAAAUGAUUUACAAGCAGAAAUAAUGUGCUGCAUUUUUGAAGGAUUUACAACCUUGACUGAGCCUAUUUUGUUUGUUACAAUGGUUGAGCUAUUUCCAAGUAAUGUAAAAGGAGUGGCAUUCUCUAUGACUGUAAUGAUUGGUCGAUUAGGUGCUAUAUUUGGAAUAAUUGUUUUUGGUAUAUUGAUUGAUAAAAAUUGUACUUUGACAUUUUAUCUCAUAGCUGCUUUAUUAUUUAUUGCAUUUUUAGCAACAGGAUUUUUACCAAGAUUGAAAAUUGGUGGUAGCCACUAAAGAAAAAAUGUUAUGUCACCAAGUAUCAUCAAAAUAAUUAAUUUAUAAAUUAAAACAACUUAA
Sipha flava (yellow sugarcane aphid) is the source of this 1740-nucleotide messenger RNA. Its product is annotated as synaptic vesicle glycoprotein 2C-like. Gene Ontology annotation, molecular function: transmembrane transporter activity. The transcript has 11 exons. The coding region runs from base 61 to 1677 and encodes 538 amino acids. Gene Ontology annotation, biological process: transmembrane transport. The record is from RefSeq and is a predicted model, not a curated record. NCBI's taxonomy places the organism in Eukaryota, Metazoa, Arthropoda, Insecta, Hemiptera, Aphididae. Gene Ontology annotation, cellular component: membrane.